Messenger RNA from Coregonus sp. 'balchen', 17629 nucleotides. The record is from the annotation of a GenBank genome assembly. Lineage: Eukaryota; Metazoa; Chordata; Actinopteri; Salmoniformes; Salmonidae.
AUCUGAUCAAAGGUCGCGGGAAGCCCUGCACCACGCGCGUGACAGGAGCUUCAUUAAAACAAUUUUUGUAAACAUAGCUAGUGAAAAUACACUUUUAUAGUUUGUAAUGUUUUAAAAUAGCUGAUUCAUUUUAUUGCGAGUUUACGGGGUUAUUUUUUGUGGUUACUGGUUUCUGGACGAGGAGUUGCUGUGCGGUGCAGCCAUUUUCCGGUUAACUUGUAACGUUAGCUAGUAGGAGUGGUAACGGCGUCAAGCUAGACGUAUAUUAACGAAUGUAGCUAGCUACACGUCUUCUGAGCCCUCUUGCUACUUAUUAUGUUAAAUUUUGCCACCCGUCAAAUCAAGAGAACGUUAACGUGUUCGCGGAAUGUAGGGUUUAGGAGAUCUCUGAGCAAGUUGGUUUACUUUUUGCCGUACUUCUCGUUUGCUACAGUAGCUUGCUAGCUAACGUCAACUUUGCUGUGUUGCUAGCCGACGUAGUUCUUGACUUUUCUGGUGUACAGUGACUCUUGAUAUUACAAGCUAGUAGCUAAUUAUCGUAUGGUGAUAAAUACUGGUGGAUAGCUAAUUUAGCUAGCUAACGUUAGUUGUAUAGUAAUUUACGUGGAUUAGCUAACAGUUGAGUUGGUUUCAAUUUUAGUUAGCUAACUAUAAACAACCACAUUUUAAGAAGAAAGUGAUAGCCAGGGUUUAAAUGAAAAAUGCAGAGUUACAGUUGCAGUCGUCGACAUGGAAGUUUAUCUCCCAACGCCCGACCAAUACGUCAAAAGUUACAGUUUGCACCGAGCGAUGAAGGAGACGAACCGAUUGAGGACGGCAACAACAGCACAGGAGCCGAAUCGGCUUUUGCAGAAAUGGACUCUGCAGUGCAUCAGCGACGGGACAGUGUCGAUAAACGACUCGAGGACAACAGCCCUCUGAAUCGGAUUGAGGAUGAUGUGGAACGGUGCCGGUGGAGCGAAGGAUUCAGUUAUCCGGUUCACCUUCAGUCCCUCAGUAGCGUUAUUUUCACGAAGGGCUCCCCAGCGUCUCCACGGAAAAGCUCUCAGGCGUACGGGAGUUCACCGAAGCGGACAUACAUUCAGGACGACGAGGACUGCUCGACCUCACCUAUUACAGACUGCCCCGACACACCUCCACAUAAAACCGUUAAAAAACUACGCCUUUUUGAUACUCCACACACACCAAAGGUUUGAGAACGUUUGAUGCAGAAAACCUGCAAUUUUUAUUAAACAUACUCGCCAAUAUCAUUUUGACAACUUAGUGCAAUGUAACUAAUGCUAGCUAACAUUUAUGGAGUAGUCGCCAUUUUAUGCAUUUUCUGAUAUUUUCAAGAAUCAAGAUAUUUUUUUCAUGAUAUGAUUUGUGCACCAUGUGCCACCCUUGUAGAAAGUAAGGAAGAAUGUAACGUUAACUAUUUAUAUUGCAUUAACAUUGAUGGAGUAGCUAUGUUUGCCAGUUUAUGCAUUUUCUGAUAUUAAUGCCACUCUUGUAGAAAGUAAGGAAAACAAAACAAAACUAGCUGUCGAAAGGACCCACUUUUGUAGUGGUGUACAAUUACAUACACAGCAGUCAGUCGGCCUCAUUGACCACGUUUACAUGCACACCAAUAUCCCGUUAUUAUUCGGUAUACUCAAGUAUUCUGUUUUUGAGUUUACGCAAAUAAACGUCAUCCCGUUUACAAUAACCCGAAAAGGCUUGUAUCCCGGUUAUGAGAACCGAAUAAGAUGCCUCAGAUAUGCUGAUCUUAAAUGGGAUACUGUAGCAUGUAAAAAUCUUAUCCCAUUUACUGGUGUUUUUCGCGGUGUGCGCAGGCUUCUUUCACCCCCUAAUUUAGACAUGUUUCUUCUUAUAAUUUACGACAUUUGGUAGGCCAUUUGUAUGUCAACUAUAGUUAGAUACAUGCAGCUUCUCUUCUGUCAUAACUUGUUGCCCUAGAAGACUAAAUAAAGUAGUGCUCACCAGAAUGUCUUACAUCGAUAGAAUGCAUUAGUAGGCUAAUCUAGUUAACACCGGUAAAGUUGUCUGUUUUGUUUAGUGAGUGUAGAGAAAUCACAAUAACUCCAUAACAGUGGAAAGAUUGGUCCUGUGCGAAAUGUGGUGGUGGUACUUAGAGAAUUUUUAAGAGCGAUAUGCGCUACUAUCUGCAAUACUGUGCACAUGUAAACUUGGUCAUUGAAACAGCAGGCAAUACUGUGCACAUGUAAACUUGGUCAUUGAAACAGCAGGCAAUACUGUGCACAUGUAAACUUGGUCAUUGAAACAGCAGCAUGGCUUUUGACCAAGGGACGAGGGGUCCAGUCUGGAAGCACGUUUUUGACUGCCCCAUAGAGAAGUCAAAUUUGAAAAUUCCUAAUAAGAAUUAUUGUCACCGGGACGAUAUUUUAAUUUAUUUUCCAUUACUCACAGCCGAAGAUAUUAACAUUUUAUAUUCAUGCUCUGAGUUCAUGACCCCAGCUAGCCAGCGGAAGUGCCGGUUAGCUAGGAUUUUUUGUUGUUGUACUUUUACCCCUUUGUCUCCCCAAUUGGUAGUUACAGUCUUAGACCGCUACGCCACUCGGGAGGCCCCGGUUGGGUAGUUAAGCCAAAGAUUUGUAUAACUAUACCAAGAUAGACCACAGCCUGUCGUUAUCAAUGGAAACAAAUGAGCCAUAGUGGGCAGAACAUGCAAGGAGGGGGGCAGAGCCAAGCACGAGCUAGCGAGAUCCUAUUGGCGUGUUGUAGCAUCAUCUGCAUAUUUCUGUUUGGGAACGCCUACUCAGUGAAGUCGCGUGUGCAAUAAUUAAAUUAGCCUUUGCACUCCUUAUAAACAACCCGAUUUAAUAAAAAAAAUAAAAACACUUUUGCCAAGGGUAAAGUCUACAACCCAUAGUCCACUCUGUUCAUAACAUAUUCUAGUUUUGGGUACAGAACUGUAUUGAGAUCAAAAGUUUCAUAGAUGAGAAAAUUUGCAGAAUGUCUGCCAAAAUCCAUCUUGUUCCAUCUUCUCCCACGGCCCUCCAGUGGGCUUCCUCUCACUACCAUAUUUGGUAGUGAGUGGAAACGCCAAGCGGAUGCUUCACAUUUAUACAUCCAGUGAAAUAUGUCUCAUUGUUCUAUCUGUGGUUAAGCUGUCCAGGUGCUCUGACAGAGUUCUUGGCACUUGUUCGCUGUCUGUCCAGUGCGCACUGAGUGCUAGUGCGCACGCGGAGUAAUCCGAGAAAGAUGGCAGCAACCAUGAAACACGAAUGUCAGUAGAUUACUUUGAAAACAAAGGUCGGCCAUCUUGGAGGCCUCAGUACUUUUGACAGCAGCAUGGCUUUUGACUUAUUUGAAACGUUACAUUUUACAGUCAUUAGUAACGCCCAAUAAUAGUCACAUCCAUUGUCCCACUUUUGUAAUACUGUACAAUUACAUAACACAACAGGUUGGCAGCAGGACCUAAUGACUCAUUGAAACUUUAAACAUUUUCAAAAAUGUAAAGGUAGUUGUUGGUGGAAUAAUAGUAAAGGCCCAGUGACCUAUUUAUUUAUUUGUACUGUGCAGUUAUAUAACGCACAGUCUGUCAGCUGGCCAAAUGACUCAUUGAUUCCAAAUCAGACAUAAUUGAAAGGCAUAUUUUCACUUCAAUUUCACUUCAACUUUACUCAAUUAGUUAUUUAUAUAUGUGAUAAUGUUAUUCCAAUUAAUUAAGGGUAUUUUAGCUUUAUCAAAAGGUUUGUUGUAUAAUAAGUGUCUCAACAUGUCUUGAAUAUGUUAAUUAUGUCAUUCACAGAGUUUGCUGAACAAAGCCAGAACUACCAUCUCAGUGUCCUCAAGUAGGAGAGUGGCCCUCUUCGGGAUUGUGCAAUCCACAGGAAAAUCUGAUCCGGACAGCAGGAGAAGCCAGACCCCUUUGGUCAACAUCAACCCCUUCACCCCUGAAUCCCUCCUCAUCCAGUCUGCCACUCAACAGAGGAACAACAGAAAGAGGGCACACUGUAACGAGUCUGUCACUCAUUAAGCAUUGUUAAAAUAUAGGACUAACUUUAUUUUUGCCAACCAAGUAUUGGACUAUCUAACAAUGGAACUUAGUCCAAUUUUCAACAGAGGAUAAUUGAACACUUGUGUUUUAAUCUUAUUACAUUUUAGUCAUUUAGCAGACGCUCUUAUCCAGAGCGACUUACAGUUAGUGAGUGCAUACAUUUUCAUACUGGUCCACCGUGGGAAACGAACCCACAACCCUGGCGUUGCAAGCGCCAUGCUCUACCAGCUGAGCUACAGGGGACUUAUCGCUUGAUACCUGAAUGUGUCCAUAUGUCGGUACACACAGGUUGUAGCCCAUUGUUAUUUCUAGCCUGGUCGUUAAAUCCGUUGACAAACAUAAGCAAGGCACUUAACCCUAAUUGCUCCUGUAAGUCGCUCUGGAUAAGAGCGUCUGCUAAAUGACUAAAAUGUAAAUGUAAUGAGUACGGCAAAAGUCUGGCAGGAAACCAGGACCCCAUCAUGGUCACUAAUGAACUCUGCCGUGUGUGUGAAGGCCUCCGUGCUGCCCUCUGGUGUGUAGAAUGUAUGCUAACAAACUCUGUCUCAUCUUAUUCAGCUCCUGUGGUGAGGACAUGGAGGCGAGUGACGCUGAAACAGAGGAAGAAGUCAUUCCUCCACCAAAGGUAGUUAUUUUCUUGUCCUGAUUUCUUUAUAGCAUUGUGAUAGCAUUGUGAUCGGCUUGGUUCACUUGCGGGCAUGUUAUUUUGCCCAUCAGCAAAGCUCUCAACCUGAUGUUCAUUUGUGCGUAUCCAGUUAAAUGGAGUGUAAUGUGAAGCAAUGAUAACAUAGUGUAACUAUAUAUUAUUUGGAUUAAUAUGAUUUUCUAUUAAAUCUCUAUACUCAGAGAAUCACCAUGAUGGAGAGCAACAUGAAGUCCAGAUACGCCUCAGAGUUCCACGAGCUGGAGAAGAUUGGCUGUGGGGAGUAUGGUGCCGUCUUCAAGUGUGUGAAAAGACUGGAUGGCUGCAUCUACGCUAUCAAGUGCUCGAAGAAGCCCCUGGCAGGCUCUGUGGAUGAGUAAGUUGGAGUUUCUGUCUGUGAAGCAGGAGCACCCUAUACAUUUAUUGCAUAUGGACACUCUUGCUGAAGCCAGUCUCUAGACUUAAUGCUGGGAAUAGUGAGCUGUCAUAUCCACAGUCUCUAACAGACAGUGAACAUCAAACUUGAAGAAAUGCCUAAUCUUACCACAUCUGUACUUCCCUCCUCCCCCCACAGGCAGAAUGCCCUCCGGGAGGUGUACGCCCACGCCGUGCUUGGCCAGCACCCCCACGUGGUGCGCUACUACUCGGCCUGGGCUGAGGAUGACCACAUGCUCAUCCAGAAUGAGUACUGCAACGGCGGCACCCUCUCGGACGUCACGGCCGAGAACUACCGGCGGCUCGGCUUCCUGUCAGAGCUGGAGCUGAAGGCCCUUCUGCUGCAGGUGACGCGCGGCCUCAAGUACAUCCACUUGUCCUCACUGGUCCACAUGGACAUCAAGCCUAGUAAGUACCUCUAAGGGGAACGCAUGAACCUUUAUAUCAGGAGAUAUUUUGGAAUUAAAAACAAAUUAUGUUUAGCUUUUUAACAGCAAAUAAGAGAAACCAGCACACUGCUCUUGCUCAUAUCAAAUAUUUUUUAUAGUAAAAAUGUUUACAGCAGGAACUCUUGUGAAAAACAUCCCUAUUUCAAUGCAAUUUGUUUGACGUGUUUUUGUCUUUACUUAGUCAUUAGCUAGUUUCCAUCCAAUUGGCUACAGAUUUUCAUGCAAAUAUUCAAAAAUCUGCAUAAAAACAAUAUGCGCAUUUUCCCACCAGAGAUGUUUCCAAAUUGACUUGUUGCAGAUAAAAGGCUAUGCAUGAUGACAUAGUGCACAUAAAAAUACCUUUUGGGGUUAAAUUCCCAUUUACAGACAACAAAAGACAAGUUAAAUGGGUUUUCAUGGCAUUUUCAACUCUACUGAUGGUUUUGUCACACAUUUUUUUUUGGUGUUAUAUAGCGAGUGAGCCCACUCUGGUAUUGGCACGUGCGCUCUAGCCAACAGCGCUAUCUGCUUGCUGUUGGCUAGAGUGCACGUAUAGCCUACUACAUGAGAUUUAUUAUAUUACAUUAUAUUAUUAUUAUUAUGGACAAAAGAGCGAGAUUAUUUGUCAAACAGCAGCCAAGCAUCGAUGAUUAUGUCACCAGAAUAAGACCCUUGAUAUUUAUUGGAAAGGAGCAUCAAGAUCAUCACCGUGCACUUUCACCACCCUGUGAAGGUCAUCAUCCUUUAUUUAAUCUGUAGCCUAAUAAACUGCAGUCGUAGUAGGAGGACCACACAUGUCAUUGUGUGACUCCAAGUUUACUUCGCCUAAUUCAUUUUACCGACAAGAUCCCACCUUGUCUAGCAUAUUUUGUUUUGUCGACAUUUAGAAGUUUACCGAAAAAUGUUGUGUUUUCAUCAGGCCUGUCAUUACGUUUUUUGUACUUUACCCUCAUAAAAAGGUUGGAUGGAAACCUGGUUAGAACUAAUUUGUGUAUUGUCUCUUUCAGGCAAUAUUUUUAUCUCACGCAAGAUGAUUGGCAGUGUAGACGCGUGUGACGAAGAGGAGGACGAAAAGGAUGGACUGGCCACCAGUGUGGUGUACAAAAUAGGUGACCUUGGCCACGUGACGAGGUUGAACAAUCCUCAAGUUGAGGAAGGUGACAGCAGGUUCCUGGCAAAUGAAGUCCUUCAAGAGGUGAGUGUUCUCUCCAGGAGAAACUUAACAGAUCCUCCCUGGCUAAAGUGUAGUAUUUGAUAGUUAAAAUGGUUCUCUACAGCUUUCCUAAUCACGUCAAUCUUUUCUCCCAGGACUACAGUAACUUGACGAAGGCAGACAUCUUUGCCCUGGCUCUGACUGUGAUCAGUGCCUCUGGGGCAGAGCCUAUGCCCACCAAUGGGGACAAGUGGCACCAGAUUCGUCAGGGAAAACUUCCACUCAUCCCACAAGUUCUCUCUCAGCAAUUCCUGAGUCUACUCAAGGUAAGAACGAUAUUAGCCUUUCCUAGUCUAUUGGCCCUGCGCAGCCGAUGUCCAUUUAGCGCGAGUGCGCUGUUGCAAGCCGGCGAUGAACCUCUGGCUGGACUGCAUCUUGUUAGCUACCCACUCAUGCUGCAUAUAGUUUGGCUUACGUUUGCGAACUCCUGGCUUAAGCCACUUGAAUAAUGACACAUGUUAUGUAGACCUAUUGAAGGUGUUAAUUAAUUUACUGUUCGGCAAAACAAUGUCCAUAUACAGGCUACAGCACUUUAACGUCUUGCUAGCUAGCAUAACUUUGCUAGCUAGCUUACAGCUGAAGCUAACGUCAGUUCACUAUCCUAAAACUUUAUUUUGUUUUAAUAUGCAAAGCAAGCUGAUUGUUUCAAACUGUUCACUGGGUUAAAUGACUUUCUCUUUAUUGAGGAACUGUUGCAUGUGAGAGAGGAGUGUCUUGAGUGACUGGUCUGCUCCAGUCUUAGAGACAGUGCACCUUUUUUUAUGAAAGAAAAGAUUAGGCUGCUUCUAUGCAAAUGUUGUUGAUCGGUAGGCUAAUGCAAGUCCCAAAAUGGAAGGGCAACAGAUUGCGUGUCAUCUGUAGCACAAUAGACUCCACUGAAAUAAGCCAAAACAAGCUUAAUAACUCAAUGCAUGCUCACACGCCUAUUGAAUAUGCAUUCACCUGUAUUGUGAGUAGGCCUAUGCCAUCUUGAUUUACCCAGUUUAUCAAGAGCUUUACCAUUCAAAACAAAUUAUUACCAUUAUGUUAUGUAGUUAGAUUGGUAUAUACAAAGUGAAAUGUAUUGUUUGAAUUUAAAAUGUAUUAAUUAACCCUUUACACUUGUGGGAAUUGGCCUAUAUGGAUAGUGCUAAAUUGAAAUGUUUCUUACAGAAGAAAUAUGAAAAGCAUAUGCAUAACCAUGGUAUCACUUGAAAGGGAACAGUUGGGAGAUAAUGGGAAAAUUAUUAGACCAAAGGUGAGGACACAACCGUUAACCUGACACAAGACUGAAUCCAAACAUUAUACUGUUGAUUCUAUGUGCAUUUUACAUUUACUGUACUUUUCGCCGCAUUUGUUGAUACGAAAUCUGAAAAUACUCUGGAUACAUUCAGUAACAUAAGACUAUUCCUGGAAAAUGUGGGGUAGGUGCAACAUAAGACCAAAACAAUUACAAGGGUUUGAGUGAGUGGACUAACUGGUGUCUCCAAGUGGCCACACACCUCUACAAAGUGUGCACAGUUCCUAAGCAAUUUCAAUGCACUUUUAUGACUCUAAGAAGAGUCUUCAACUAUAAGGUACUUUUUUGAGCUCUCCUAGCUGUGCCGUUGAGGAACUAGAGCAAACAUGUAGGGUUGUGACGGUAUUUGAAUAACCGUGUAACUGACGAUUAUGGAUGAAGACCGCCAUGAAAAUAAAAUAAGGGUCAAAACUGUUUUAAAUAGGCCUACUUUCAUUUUUUAAAUUAACUCUAAAAAUAAGUGUUAUUUUCGUCCGAAUAAUUAGGAAGAAAAAAAUACAUACUAGCACGUCUUGUUUAUGACUCUGUUCACAUCAAUUGCGAAAUAUCGUCCUGCCACAAUCCGUCAAUUAUUUAUUCGGAACAGGUUUGAUUUUUUUCCAUAUUUUCGCAUAUGAAAAUAAGCUGUUGACCAAUAGAAAUGAUCUGGGACACUGCCACUGACAGGCCACGCACUGCCACUGACAGGUCUGUUGUGAUUUUUUUAUUUUAUAUUUUAUUUUUACAUUCUUAGCUCAAAGUGUUUUGUAUCAUUACAUACAGCCAGGAAAAACUAUUGGAUAUCAGAGCGACGGUAACUCACCAGAACUACCAGCAUUACGACCAGGAAUACCACUUUCCCGAAGCAGAUCCUUUGUUUGCUCUCCCCAGGGCAAUUUAACUGAUUCCAGCGGCUGACCCAAAAUAUCGCCGGCAGAGGAGAGGCACUCGGAGUGGCCUGCUGGUUCAACUUAGGAGGCGCGCACACCACCCACUGCUUCCAAGUAUAUUACUCGCUAAUGUUCAGUCUUUGGAUAACAAAGUCGAUGAGCUCAGGGCAAAGAUUUAUUUCCAGAGAGGCAUCAGGGCCUGUAACAUACUUUGUUUCACGGAAACAUGACUCUCUCUGGAUAUUCUGUCGAAAUCGGAUUGAGCCAGAUGGGUCCUCAGUUCAUCGCGCAGACAGAAAUGUAUAUCUCUCCGGGAAGCAGAAGGGCGGAAGUGUGUGUUUCAUGAUUAAUGACUCAUGGUGUAAUUGUAGUAACAUACAGGAACUCAAGUCCUUUUGUUCACCCGACCUAGAAUACCUCACAAUCAAAUGCCGACCGUAUUAUCUCCCAAGAUAAUUUUCUUCGGUUAUAGUCACGACCGUGUAUAUCCCCCCCCCUCUCGCCGAUACCACGACGGCCCUCAAAGAACUUCACUGGACUUUAUGCAAACUGAAAACCACAUAUCCUGAGGCUGCAUUUAUUGUAGCUGGGGAUUUUAACAAAGCAAAUUUGAGGUCUAGGCUGCCGAAGUUCUAUCAACAUAUCGACUGUUGUACUCGGGCUGCUAAAAUUCUCGACCAUUGCUAUUUGAACUUCCAGGAUGGUUAUAAGGCCCUCCCCCGCCCUCCUUUCGGCAAAUCUGACCACGACUCCAAUUUGCUCCUCCCUUCCUAUGGGCAGAAACUCAAACAGGAAGUACCCGUGCUAAGGACUAUUCAAUGCUGGUCUGACCAAUCGGAAUCCACGCUUCAAGAUUGUGUUUUGAUCACGUGGACUGAGAUAUGUUCCAAGUAGCUCACGAAAAUAAUUUCGAUGAAUACACUGAAACGAUGACUGAGUUUAUCAGGAAGUGUAUAGGAGAUGUUGUGCCCACUGUGACUAUUAAAAUGUACCCUAACCAGGAACCGUGGAUAGAUGGCAGCAUUCGCGCAAAACUGAAAGUGUGAACCACCACUUUUAACCAUGGCAAGGUGACUGGGAAUAUGGCAGAAUACAGUGUAGCUAUUCACGCCGCAAGGCAAUUAAACAGGCAAAACAUCAGUAUAGAAGUACAAAGUGGAGUCGGAAUUCAACGGCUCAGACACGAGACGUAUGUGGCAGGGUCCACAGACAAUCACGGACUACAAAAGGAAAACCAGCCACGUCACCGUCUUCCUUCCGGACAAGCUAAACACCUUUACCCACUUUGAGGAUAACACAGUGCCACCUACACGGCCCACUACCAAGAACUGUGGGCUCUCCUUCUCCGUGGCCGACGUGAGUACAACAUUUAAGCAUGUUAACCCCCGCAAGGCUGCCGGCCCGGACGGCAUCCCUAGCCGCGUCCUCAAAGCAUUCGCAGACCAGCUGGCUGGUGUGUUUACGGACAUAUUAGAUCUCUCCCUAUCCCAGUCUGCUGUCCCCUCAUGCUUCAAGAUGGCCACCAUUGUUCCUGUACCCAAGAAAGCAAAGGUAUCUGAACUAAAUGACUAUCGCCCCGUAACACUGAUCUCUGUCAUCAUGAAGUGCUUUGAGAGCCUAGUCAAGGAUCAUAUCACCUCUACCUUACCUAUCACCCUAGACCCACUUCAAUUGGGCUUACCGCCCCAAUAGAUCCACAGACGAUGCAAUCGCCAUCACACUGCACACUGCCCUAUCCCAUCUGGACAAGAGGAAUAACUAUGUAAGAAUGAUGUUCAUUGACUAUAGCUCAGCAUUCAACACCAUAGUACCCUCCAAGCUCAUCAUUAUGCUCGAGGCCCUGGGUCUGAACCCCGCCAUGUGCAACUGGAUCCUGGACUUCCUGAUGGGCUGCCACCAGGUGGUGAAGGUAGGAAACAACACCUUCACUUCGCUGAUCCUCAACACUAGGGCCCCACAAGGGUGCGUGCCUAGCCCCCUCCUGUACUCCCUGUUCACCCAUGACUGCGUGGCCAAGCACGCCUCCAACUCAAUUAUCAAGUUUGCAGAUGACACAACAGUAGUAGCCAUGAUUAGCUGUUCAGGAGUCUUAUGGCUUGAGGGUAGAAGCUGUUAAGAAGCCUUUUGGACCUAGACUUGGCUCUCCAGAACCAGUUGCUGUGCGGUAGCAGAGCGAACAGUCUAUGGGUGGCUGGAGUCUUAGACAAUUUUUAGGGCUUUCCUCUGACACCGCCUGGUAUAGAGGUCCUGGAUGGCAGGAAGCUUAGCCCUAGUGAUGUACUGGGCCGUACGCACACUACCCUCUGUAGAACCUUACGGUCGGAUGCCGAGCAGCUGCCAUACCAGGUGGUGAUGCAACCGGUCAGGAUACUCUCGAUGGUGCAGCUGUAUAACUUUUUGAGGAUCUGGGGACCCAUGCCAAAUCUUUUCAGUCUCCUGAGGGGGAAAAGGUGUUGUCGUGCCCUCUUCAUGACUGUCUUGGUGUGUUUGGACCAUGAUAGUUUGUUGGUGAUGUGGACACCAAGGAACUUGAAAUUCUCAACCCGCUCCACUACAACCCCGUCGAUGUUAAUGGGGACCUGUUCGGCCCACCUUUUCCUGUAGUCCACAAUCCACUCCUUUGCCACAUUGCCAGGACUCUGACCUCCUCCCUAUAGGCUGUCUUGUCGUUGAUCAGGCCUACCACUGUUGUGUCGUCAGCAAACUAAUGAUGGUGUUGGAGUUGUGUUUGGCCACACAGUCAUAGGUGAACAGGGAGUACAGGACUGGACUAAGCACGCACGCACCCCUGAGGGGCCCCAGUGUUGAGGAUCAGCAUGGCAGAUGUGUUGUUCCCUACCCUUACCACAUGGGGGCGGCCCGUCAGGAAGUCCAGGAUCCAGUUGCAGAGGGAGGUGUUAAUUCCCAGGGUCCUUAGCUUAGUGAUGAGCUUUGUGGGCACUAUGGUGUUGAACGCUGAGCUGUAUUAAAUGAACAGAUUUCUCACAUAGGUGUUCCUUUUGUCCAGGUUGGAAAGGGCAGUGUGGAGUGCGAUUUCGUGAUUUAUGACCUUGUCUCAUCACUCCCCAACGGGCUCGGGAGAGGUGAAGGUCGAGCCAUGCAUCCUCUGAAACAUGACCCGCCAAGCCACGCUUCUUAACACCUGUUCGCUUAACCCGGAAGCCAGCUGCACCAAUGUGUCAGAGAAAAUUAUUCAACUGACGACCAAAUUCAGCCUGCAGGCGCCCGGCCUGCCACAAGGAGCCGCCGCUAAAGCGCGAUGAGCCAAGUAAAGCCACCCCGGCCAAACCCUCCCCUAACCUGGACGACGCUGGUCCAAUUGUGCGCCGCCCUAUGGAAUUCCUUGUUGUGACACAGCCCCAGGCUGUAGUGACGCCGCAACACUGCGAUGCAGUGCCUUACAUUGAAACGCUACUCGGGAGGUCAAAUUAUAGGUGAUUUCAAUAUGUAUUUCUCCAUUUAUACUACGUGUCAAACUCAUUCCAUGGAGGGCCAAGUGUCUGAGGGUUUUCGCUCCUCACUUGUACUUGAUUGAUUAAUUAAGGUCACUAAUUAGUAAAGAACUCACCUCACCUGGUUGUCUAGGUCUUAAUUGAAAGGAAAAAACAAAAACCCACAAACACUAGGCCCUCCAAGGAAUGAGUUUGACACCCCUGAUUUGUACUGUUCAAUCCAUUUCCAAACAAAAAUAAUUUUCAGCAUUUACAUCAAUUUCUACAUUUCCUGCACUUUUUAUGAUAAUUUCCACUAGCGAUGUCCCCGACCAAAAAAAGAAAUGUUGGUCGACCAAGAGUCUGUUCAAUCGAUUGGUUGAAAUUUUAAAAUAUAUAUACAGUGCCUUGCAAAAGUAUUCAUCCCCCUUGGCAUUUUUCCUAUUUUGUUGCCUUACAACCUGGAAUUAAAAUUGAUUUUUGGGGGGUUUGUAUCAUUUUGAUUUACACAACAUGCCUACCACUUUUAAAGAUGCAAAAUAUUUUUUCUUGUGAAACAAAAAAGAAAUAAGACGAUAAAACAGAACUUGAGCACGCAUAACUAUUCACCCCCCCCCCUCAAUACUUUGUAGAGCCACCUUUUGCAGCAAUUACAGCUGCAAGUCUCUUGGAGUAUGUCUCUAUAAGUUUGGCACAUCUAGCCACUGGGAUUUUUGCCCAUUCUUCAAGGCAAAACUGCUCCAGCUCCUUCAAGCUGGAUGUGUUCCGCUGGUGUACAGCAAUCUUUAAGUCAUACCACAGAUUCUCAAUUGGAUUGAGGUCUGGGCUUUGACUAGGCCAUUCCAAGACAUUUAAAUGUUUCCCCUUAAACCACUCGAGUGUUGCUUUAGCAGUAUGCUUUUUGGAGAAAUGUCCUCUGGUCUGAUGAAACAAAAAUAGAACUGUUUGGCCAUAAUGACCAUCGUUAUGUUUGGAGGAAAAAGGACGCUUGCAAGCUGAAGAACACCAUCCCAACCGUUAAGCACGAGGGUUGCAGCAUCAUGCUGUGGGGGUGCUUUGCUGCAGGAGGGACUGGUGCACUUCACAAAAUAGAUGGCAUCAUGAGGAAGGAAAAUUAUGUGGAUAUAUUGAAGCAACAUCUCAAGACAUCAUUCAGGAGGUUAAAGCUUGGUCACAAAUGGGUCUUCCAAAUGGACAAUGACCCCAAGCAUACUUCCAAAGUUGUGGCAAAAUGGCUUAAGGACAACAAAGUCAAGGUAUUGGAGUGGCCAUCACAAAGCCCUGACCUCAAUCCUAUAGAGAAUGUGUGGGCAGAACUGAAAAAGUGUGUGCGAGCAAGGAGGCCUACAAACCUUACUCAGUUACACCAGCUCUGUCAGGAGGAAUGGGCCAAAAUUCACCCAACUUAUUGUGGGAAGCUUGUGGAAGGCUACCUGAAACGUUACCAAAUACUAAUUGAGUGUAUGUAAACUUCUGACCCCCUGGAAAUGUGAUGAAAGAAAUAAAAGCUGAAGUAAAUCAUUCUCUCUACUAUUAUUCUGACAUUUCACAUUCUUAAAAUAAAGUGGUGAUCCUAACUGACCUAAAACAGGGAAUUUUUACUAGGAUUAAAUGUCAUGACUUGUGAAAAACUGAGUUUAAAUGUAUUUGGCUAAAGUGUAUGUCAACUUUGGACUUCAACUGUAUGUAUAUACAUACAUACAUACACACACACCACCACCAAAUACAUCAAAACUAUGAAAUAACACAUGGAAUCAUGUAGUAACCAAAAAAGUGUUAAACAAAUCAAAAUAUAUGGGAUGGCGUAACACUGCAGAAUUCUGUGGUAACCAUGCUGGUUAAAUGUGCCUUGAAUUCUAAAUAAAAUCACAGACAGUGCAACAGCAAAGCACAUGCCGAGAUCACCCGUUCACCCACACUGAGUCUUACAUAGAGACGGCGGUUGGAACCAAACAUCUCCAAUUUGGACUCCAAAACCAAAGGACACAUUUCCAUCGGUCUAAUGUCCAUUGCUCGUGUUUCUUGGCCCAAGCAGGUCUCUUCUUCUUAUUGGUGUCCUUUUAGUAGUGGUUUCUUUGCAGCAAUUCGACCAUGAAGGCCUGAUUCACACAGUCCCCUCUGAACAGUUGAUGUUGAGAUGUGUCUGUUACUUGAACUCUGUGAAGCCUUUAUUUGGGCUGCAAUUUCUGAGGCUGGUAACUCUAAUGAACUUAUCCUCUGCUGCAGAGGUAACUCUGGGUCUUCCAUUCCUGUGGCGUUCCUCAUGAGAGCCAGUUUCAUAUCGCUUGAUGGUCUUUGUGACUGCACAUGUUCCGUAUUGACUGACCUUCAUGUUGUAAAGCAAUGAUGGACUGUCAUUUCUCUUUGCUUAUUUGAGCUGUUCUUGCCAUAAUAUGGACUUGGUCUUUUACCAAAUAGGGCUAUCUUCUGUAUACCCCCCUCCCCCCCUACCUUGUCACAACACAGCUGAUUGGUUCAAACGCAUUAAGAAGGUAAGAAAUUCCACAAAUUAACUUUUUUUUUUAAAGACACACCUGUUAAUUGAAAUGCAUUCCAGGUGACUACCUCAUGAAGCUGGUUGAGAGAAUGACAAGAGUGUGCAAAGCUGUCAAGGCAAAGGGUGGCUAUUUGAAGAAUCUCAAAUAUAAAAUAUAUUUUGAUUCGUUUAACACUUUGGUUACUACAUGAUUCCAUAUGUUAUUUCAUAGUUUUGAUGUCUUCACUAUUAUUCUACAAUAUAGAAAAUAGUAAAAAUAAAGAAAAACCCUUGAAUGAGUAGGUGGCCCCGUGUAGCUCAGUUGGUAGAGCAUGGCGUUUGCAACGCCAGGUUUGUGGGUUCGAUUCCCAUGGGGGGCCAGUAUGAAAAUGUAUGCACUCACUAACUGUAAGUCGAGUGUCUGCUAAAUGACUAAAAUGUAAAUGUGUUCUAAAACUUUUGACCGGUUGUGUGUGUGUGUGUGUGUGUGUGUGUGUGUGUGUGUGUACAUACAUACAUGCAUACAUACAGAGUUGCGUAUCACAUAAUUUUUUUAAAUGAAAUACUGUCAUAGAAGGUAAAGUAAAAUCUCAAACCGGUCCAUGCAUCAAUACUGGUAUAAAGUAAAAUACUGUAUACCGCCCAGCCCUAUUUGGAGCUAAGGCAAGGUUUUUAAUACAUUUUUGGGAAAGGACAUAUGUGAGUUGCUUAUGUGUCUGAGUGAGAUUUGCUGCAAGCAGCUUUGAUUGAUGGGUCCUUUCCGGUGGGUGGGUGUGCGUUUAUGGGUUCAUAUUCUCUAUGUCCAUUCAGAAAGUUUCCUAAAAUAGGCCUAGCCUGUCUGGACUUCAUCUCUUUAAUCAGAUAGAAAAAAAUAUGUCUCGUUACAGGCUCAGCAUAUGUGCGAGAAAUGACGACAGUUGUCAGUUUAGCGUUUCCUCUCUUGGGUGCAACUGAAUGAAACGUAGCCAAGCUCCUUUCAUGAUUCAUCCUAUAGGAUGCAAAGCCUAUAUCCUAAUAUUUUCAGUAGCAUAUUAUAUUUCCAGUAAUAUAUGAUUUCUCUCAUUACUGCGUCCUCUCUAGCCACUUUGAACAACAUAUUGCCACAGAGAAUGAACGCAGCAGUGUUGGUGACGUUAUGCAAAUUGUUCGGAAAAGUGGAGGGAAAAAAGCAUCGGACUUUAAUGGUUUAGUGCGUCAAAAUCAGAUUUUUUUAAAAUUCCCCCUCCAAUCUGACAUUUCUUAAUUUGUAUAUUAGACUAAUAUUUAGAGGUAAUAAAUAAUAAUGAAAUGCUACUGAUGAUAACUAAGUGUUAUAGUGAAGUCGCAGAGAAAAGCCACGUUUCUUGUAUACAUGGAUGUCUCUGGGAAAUGUUGUCAUUAAAAUCUUCAAAUGUAAUGAUAUUGAAUAUCGGCAUAAAAUAUCGGCCUCCUUGACCCCCGAAAAUCGGUAUUGGCAUCAGCCCAAAAAAAUCUAAUUGGUCGUUCUCUACCUAAUACCUUUGCUUAUACUUUCCUGUACCACUGCCGUUCAGUGGUGCUCACUGUCCUUGUAUAGGACAAACUGAUAAAGCUGUGUGAUAUUGAAAGGGAUACAAUUUAUUUGAAGUAAGCAUUUCACGGUCAAGUCUUCACCUGUUUGUAUUCAGUGCAUGUGAUAAAUACAAUUGUAUUUGAACUGUGCUCUCAAACAUCCAUUGGAUUGUGUUAGGCUAUUCAUUAUUGCUAGCUAGUGCUAACCUUUUUUCUCCCUCCCCCUGCAGCUGAUGAUCCACCCUGACCCCGCCAGGCGGCCGUCCACCUUUGACCUCAUCAAGCACCCGGUGCUGUUGACGGCAGCUAGAAUGAGUGCGGACCUGCUCCGUGUGGAACUCGAUGCAGAGAAGUUCAAGAACGCCCUGCUUCAGAAGUAAGUACAGAAUGGCACUGAAACCAAGUGAAACAACGAUUGGAUAUAACACAAUGUUUUUCCUGGAAGGUUGUUGCUUUUGUCAACACUACUAAAGGCAGUGGUUAGCUAGUUCUUGCUCUUACAUCGGCAUACAGAACCUAGUUUGAGGAGCGGAAUAGCCUAUAACCUGUCAGACAGCUUGAGAACAGCUCCUCUAAAAGCUGGUACAGGAGUGAAACGUGCUUUUGUAAGCCCAGUCCGUGCACAACAAUUAUAAAUGCAAUGGCGUGUUAAACAGUUUUGAUGGCCACGAUAUUAAAAACAGCUACUAUUUUUAUUUCUUAAUCACGACUCGUAAUUAAAGUGCGCUUUCCAUUCAAGUGCAUAGACUAUAGUCAAUGGUAGGCAGGCUAUCAGCGCGUCACCCACCACUGCAGUAUGAGCUUGAGGCAGUAUAAUUGUUUAAACCUGAAUGUUUUACUUUACUUCCAAUAAUGAGGCAUGUCUUACCUUGCUUCAAAGUAGGCUAGCCAAAAUCCAACCAUAGAAACGUGGAGACAAUUAUUUUAUGAAGACUUCCUUGGGCCAUUAACCCGGCUUGCUAUUGUUUCAUGUUUCCAUUAAAUUCUUAAUGAAACAUGUCAGUUCCUUGAAUGCAUGUAUAGUAUUUUCUGUUUGUCACGUCAUUUUACUGUUUGGAAAAUGUUUUUACCGGUUAAUGAGGGUCGGUUAGUCUGCAGCAAAAUUUACAAAAAUGUGCAUCUCUAAUUCAGGGUUUGUCUAACUGUUCUACAUUGCUUUCCCCAGGGAGCUGAAGAAGGCCCAGAUUGCCAAAACUGCAGCUGAUGAGAAGGUUCUAUCUACGGACAGAGUCCUGACCCGCUCCACUGUCCAGUCCAACCCCCAAACCUCCAGACUCGUCGGCAAGAAGAUGAACCGCUCAAUGAGCCUGACCAUUUACUGA